CCCUGAUCUGUGCAGACUGAGCGGCCCCCUGUGCCCCCCCUGCCCAUCGGGAGGUUCAGACCCGCUGCUUUAGCAGACUGACGGUCAGUGCUGAGGUUUAGGAGCCGGUUUGGACCAUAAACUGCUGACGGAACAUGGCCGCCAGGACGCCAAGUCGCCAUCUGGUUGCUUGUCUUCUGAACAUCUCAGAGGCUCACAGGAAGGACCUGGUGGAGGACGUGGCGAAGGCGGCGCUGCGCGGCGCUGAGGGCAUCAAGCGGGAGGAAACCACGGUCCUGAACAUCUUUAACGAUGACGACUACAACCGCUCCGUCAUCACCAUCGUGGCGUCUGUCCGCUCCAUCGGGGACGCCGUCCUGUCUGCGUGUCAGAGGGCGUGCGCGCUCAUAGACAUGAGCGCCCAUGAGGGCGUGCACCCCUGCAUGGGGGCCGUGGACCUGAUCCCCAUCUACCCGCUGGGGGAGGCGGUGGGAGUGGAGGAGUGCGUCCAGCAGGCUCUGGCUGUGGCUCACGGACUCGCAGAGACGGUCAGCGGCGCCAGCGCCUUCCUGUUCGGCUGGGCCGACCGCCCCUUACAGCGAGGCCUGGCGCUGAGGAGGAAGCAGAUGGGCUGGUUCAGGAAGACCACGGACUGGGAGGCCCUCAGACCCGACGUCGGGCCGCCGCCACGGAAACGAUACGGGCUUACAGGUGUCGGAGCCAGCCCCUACGUCAUGAACUGCAACAUCACCAUCGACACCCAAGACAUCAUGCUUGGCCGAAGCAUCGCCGCCGCCAUCAGGGAGUCUGCGCCGGGGGGAGUUCCCGGGGUGCAGGUGUUGGCCCUGCCACACCAGGGGGCCGUGGAAAUCGCAUGCAAUGUGGAGAGCAUCAAGGGAGACCCCCCCGCUCACCUGACGGCUCAGCCUUGGCCGUCCUUUAUGGUAGACGGUGAGCCGUACCGCCACGCCCCGGCUUCCCUCAUCACGGCCCGGGUGGCUGAGCUGGCGGGGCGCAGGGGGGUGGGGGUGAAGGGCACCGCCCUGGUGGGGUUUACGCCGCGGGAGUGCAGAGCCUUAGCAGAGCUGGCUCUUUCCGAGGGGGUCGGGGAAUUCUGGAAGGAGCAGCAAAAGAUCCGAAUGUGAAGCUAAGUUUCCCUCCUGGGGGGAAGAACCUCCCGUCAGACGGAUCCAGAUCAGACUUCAGUCCAGAACUUUCCUGAAUGUUGGGAAAAAAUCUGAUUAUAACAGAAAUAUAGAAAAGAUCAAGAGGAACAUGUUGGUUCUGCUUCGCUCCAAAGGAAAGUUUGACCUAAAACUAAUAAAACUUUAUUAAAACACUGAGUAAAGUUUCCUGAUUAACGUCUGGUUAAUAUCAGAUAGAAUCAAUCUGACCAGAUGAUCUGGUUGAUCUGGAUCUAUAAAGUGACCUGAGAUGACAUGAUGUGAAUUGGAGCUAUAGAAAUAAACGUAAUAGAAUAUAAAAGGUUCCAUAAUAAGCUUAAACUAACGAUGCCUGGUUUCCUAUCAAACCUCGCUCUGUAUUCCGGUUUUUAUUCCAGGUAUUUUCUAACGGUCUUUAGCCCGUCUGCGGAGUGAUGGUGACCUAGCUUAAUGCGCCGCAUGGCGCCGUCUGCUGACGCUGAAUCGAAGCUCAUUCUGGUUGAAACGAUCGUUCAGUUCCUCAGAUUUAAGCAGGAAACUGCUAGCGUAUAAUUACAGACGGCUGGAGCGACGCCAUCAGAGGAGACGGACGCCAUC
This is a messenger RNA of Cyprinodon variegatus (sheepshead minnow), 1739 nucleotides long. It is a transcript of the gene ftcdnl1, whose product is annotated as glutamate formimidoyltransferase-like. The transcript has 6 exons. Gene Ontology annotation, molecular function: transferase activity; folic acid binding. NCBI's taxonomy places the organism in Eukaryota, Metazoa, Chordata, Actinopteri, Cyprinodontiformes, Cyprinodontidae. The record is from RefSeq and is a predicted model, not a curated record. The coding region runs from base 135 to 1124 and encodes 329 amino acids.